AUGAAGCUUAAUAAAGCUAAACGAGCCGCUCGCGCGCGUGCCCUGCGGGGCCGCGCUGCCCGCAAGCCCGCAGCCCCCCGCCGCCCUGCGCCUACCACCGCCCGCCGCCCUGCGCCCACCACCCCCCGUCGGCCCGCGCCCCCCGGUCCGGUCUCGACUCCUCGCCGGCCUCCCCCUGUGGGGAGUGCCAUAAUUCCGCCACUGGCGGUUCGCGCUGCUGGCGCUGUUCCUCCGGGCACAGCUGCCUGCCCCUAUAAGCCCUGUAGCAGUGUUCCCCCCGUCGCCGUCGUCUAUGCGCGGCGCCUUGUUGCGGCGCUCGUCGCGGAGGACGAGCGGGUAAGCUUCUCCGCAGAGAUCGCUGCGUCCCGGCUUUGGCCGGUGGUUCAAGCUCUGCUCGAAGAAGAUGUCGUGGAGGAGGUGGAGGAGGAGGAGCAGGGUGUCGUCUCCCCUGGGCUCCUGGCGCCUCGUCAAUCUCCUUAUGGUUUAGGCGUUCUGUGUUUUCUGUGUUUUCGCGCAUCUCAUGUAUUAAAUCCCUGCUCAAACUCCAUAGCAUAG
Messenger RNA from Lindgomyces ingoldianus, 555 nucleotides. RefSeq lists its product as uncharacterized. Lineage: Eukaryota; Fungi; Ascomycota; Dothideomycetes; Pleosporales; Lindgomycetaceae. The coding region runs from base 1 to 555 and encodes 184 amino acids. The transcript is spliced from 5 exons. The record is from RefSeq and is a predicted model, not a curated record.